Knipowitschia caucasica is the source of this 1290-nucleotide messenger RNA. The record is from the annotation of a GenBank genome assembly. NCBI's taxonomy places the organism in Eukaryota, Metazoa, Chordata, Actinopteri, Gobiiformes, Gobiidae.
AUGGAGGAAGAGCCCAACAGGCUGCCGGCACACCUGCGUUUGCAGCCGGUAUACUGGAGCAGAGAGGAUGUGGCCCAGUGGUUGCGAUGGGCAGAGAAAGAGUUCGCCCUGAGGCCUAUCACCAGCAGCUCCUUCCAGAUGAACGGCAAAGCUCUGCUGCUGCUCACCAAAGAAGACUUCCGCUACAGAUCGCCACACUCUGGUGAUGUCCUUUAUGAACUUCUGCAGCACAUUUUGAAGCAGAGGAAGCCCCAUGCGUUCUUCCCUUCAGCCUACUACCCGGGGAGCUCCUUCCACCUGCAGCCGGACAGUGUUGCAGUCCCCCACAUGAAGCUGGAGGAGACGGUACGAAGGACAUCCAGAGGCCCUGAGCCCAUUACCCAGCACACGCCGACCAUCGAGCUGCGACACCGAUCGCGCUCUCCCCACCAGCCUGCCCCCAGACAGUCUUCCCCGGAGCAGAUUCCCCGCAUCACCAGUGAGGACCACAUGCAGUCCUACUCCCAGCUACCGGAUAGCAACCACCACCUUCUCGAAGACCAAUAUCCACUAUCCGUAUCUCCCGCCGCCCCCAACGGUCGCUGUCCCACCCCUAAAGAGGCUUCCUGCCCUGGGAGCCCGGGCCCUCAGGAGGCUGGUCCUCCACGGGUCAUCCAGCUCAUGCCCAGUGCUAUCAUGAACCCUCUACUGCUCAGCCCCAAUAGAGUGGGGAUGGACUUCAGACAUGGGCGUGCGGGACCCCCCUCUCAGGUCAAAAUGGAGAAUGGCCGGGACAGUAAGGUCCACGGGAUGCUCCACUCACUUGCCUCGCAGCAGCAACCGCACCUUAUAAAACAGGAGGAUGUACUGUACAGAAACAUCAUCAUGCCUGUGUCCCCUCCAGAAGAGCAGCAGAUGCCCAUAGGACGGAUAGCAGACUGUAGACUACUUUGGGACUAUGUCUACCAGCUGUUGUCCGACAGUCGGUACGAGAACUACAUCCGCUGGGAGGAUCCUGAGAGCAAAGUCUUCCGUAUCAUGGACCCCAACGGCCUGGCCAGGCUCUGGGGAAAUCACAAAAACAGGACCAACAUGACGUACGAAAAGAUGUCUAGAGCACUGAGACACUACUACAAACUCAACAUUAUCAGGAAAGAGCCCGGACAGAGACUUCUGUUUAGGUUUAUGAAGACUCCAGAUGAGAUUAUGAAUGGCCAGGCUGAGCGCUUGGAGCAUCUCGAGUCCGACAUGGAUGAAAGUGUUUACAUCAAAGAGGAGUGUGAAACAAAUGUUGGACAUAACAUGAACUAA